Molecule: messenger RNA, 1301 nt
Organism: Linepithema humile (Argentine ant)
Lineage: Eukaryota; Metazoa; Arthropoda; Insecta; Hymenoptera; Formicidae
Source: RefSeq, a predicted model, not a curated record
CACUUCUCACCGUAGUAUGAUACAGAGAGCAUAACAAGAAGUAAGCAACACGAAGGCAGGCAAAUCUCAAAUUCGUGAGAAAUUAAGGCGUUAUUGCAGCAUUGAUAUUAGUUCAGUAAAGAAAACUGCAACCGCAUUUUCUUAAUUUUCUACUUAAUCGAGAAAUAAGAACUAAACGUGAAUUUAAAAUGCUUAUGUUGCAAUUAAUAUAUGCCAUCAUCAACAUCUUUAUUUUUACUACAGAUGCUCUAACGGAAAAUAUAUCGAACGAUGUAGCUAUAAAAAAUGUUACUGUAAGCAACACAACUGCAACAGUGAUAGAUAUAAUAACUACAACACCUAAACCAGACAUUGAUAAUAUUGCGACAAUUAAUCCAGCUUUAAUAUCUGAAACAGACAUUGAUAAUACUAUAACAAUUAAUCUAACUAAUAUCCAAAAUUAUCCAACAUCCAAAGCAGAGAUUGAGAAUAUUACUACAACAAAUAAUGUAACUACGCCAAGCAAUGUAACUACACCAAGCAAUCUAACUACAACAUCCAAAGUAGACGUUAAGAAUAUUACUACAACAAAUAAUAUAACUACACUAUGCAAUGUAACUACAACAUUCAAAGCAGACACUGAAAAUAAUACAUCAAGCAAUGGUACAUGCAAGGAAACAGAAUAUACAAGGAGGAAAUAUUUUUUGACGUAUCUAAUUACACUACCCAAAAAUAUUAAGAAUUUGACGUACUUGGACAUAUUCGCUCCAAGUGCAUGUAUUUUACUUAUCGGCUUCAUAGUAACACUGAUCGUUUUUGUUCUGCAGUGUUUAAUAAGAUAUCAUACGGAGACUAGAGAAUUUUCUUCUAUACGCGUCAAUAGGAGCAUUUUUAUUCGGCGAGCAGGAUUUAAUGAUUUAAUGAUUCAACCAGUAACUGUUGUACGUCUACAAACUCAAGAGGAUUAAAGAAGCAGUGAAUACAUAUAACGCACACAAAAGGUGCGUAUAUCACACAUUUUAGCAUAGUAGAAUUAAUACAUAGAAUAUAUGAGUAUCCAAAUAUAUUUUAACCAACAAACCUCCCAGAUAACACAUUUCUUAAAAUGCGUAACUUUAUUAUAAGACAAGACAUUUUCUUAAUAAAUUUAUAAUGUAAAAAUAAUAAAAAAAGUUAGCACUAUAAAAUAAUAUGUUUAAAGAAGAUCCGUAUCAAUCAAUACCGUAAGCAAUAUUUUUACUGCAAUUAGUUACCAAAUUAUAAAAUUAUGUUAUAACUAGUUGCUCAUGAUUAAAAAUAUAUCCAAUACGAUACGCUAAAAU